Molecule: messenger RNA, 5671 nt
Organism: Anolis carolinensis (green anole)
Lineage: Eukaryota; Metazoa; Chordata; Lepidosauria; Squamata; Anolidae
Gene: fam184b
Product: family with sequence similarity 184 member B
Exons: 18
Coding region: 183-3317 (1044 amino acids)
Source: RefSeq, a predicted model, not a curated record
UCCGGCAGGAGGGGGAGCCCAGGCAGGUACUCUCUCUCUCCCUCUCUCUGCGCCCGCCUCCUCGCCGCCGGAGCGAAGUUUUCCCUCCCCUUUCGGCUCAUGGAAGGAGCCUCCGCGCCCGGCGGCGGCGAAGCUGGCGGCGGCGGUCUGCCGAGGAGGAGGAAGGCUCUCCCGCCAGCAUCAUGGCUUCAGCCGCAAGCGCGUCGCCCGCGUCUCCAGCUCCUCCGGGGGCGGACGGCACUUGCGACGAAGGCGGCCGGGAAAUGCACUCCAAGAUGUGCAAGAAGAUCGCCCAGCUCACCAAGGUGAUUUAUGCUUUGAACACUAAGCAUGAUGAGCAUGAGGCCAGCAUCCAGGCUCUCAAGGAGGCCCAUCAAGAAGAGAUUCAGCACAUCCUUGCUGAGACCAGGGAAACUGUCCUGCAGUAUAAGAGCAAAGUAGAGGAAGCACAGGAACUCCAGAAGCACAUCCACACCCUUGAAGAAACUUUGGAAAAACACCGUAGGAUAAGAAAGGAGGCCUCAUCAGAAUUUGCCAAAUGUGCAAAACUGAUAGAAGAGAGAAAGUCAUCAGUGGAGACCAAGCAAGCAGAUGACAAAAUUCUCUUUCCCCGAGUGACAGCACAUAUGAAACUAGAUUGUGAAAACACUGUUGAGGCUUCAAAGGACUCGGACAGCCUCAUGGGAAAUCACUGGACCUAUUUGGGAGAUCCAUUAGAUAACAGCGGGAAAGUAACUGCAACAUGUAGUAUGGAUAUGAACGAGACAAUGAACUUCAAGUGGGAAAAACAGAAACUGGCAGAAGAAUACACUGAAAUGGCCUCUCAUGAGAGAGAGAAAGAAACCUGGAGAAAGGCCAUGCAGCAAUCAGUGCCUGAUUUGUUAAGAGAAUGGCAGCAAAGGGAAAUGGAGCAAAGGGAAAUCUAUGAGGCUGGAGAAUCUAUUUCACAGCAGCAGCUGGAGAAGCUGGAGGCUGACUUGGAAGCAAAAGGCCAGAGAAUCAAUGAUCUGAAAAAGUAUUCCCAGAAGCUGAAGGAGAAAAUGCAGGACCUGGAAAUACAACUGAAGGAAGCACAGCAAGAAACAAUGGAGUACAAAAAUAUCAGGAAAUCUUUGGAGGAAGAGCUUGUUACUGCCAAAGAGAGACUGCUGUUGCAAGAAAAUGAGAUCCAGAACAAAACAGAAGCAAUGGAGACUGCUCUAAACUCCCACAGCAAAGUCAAAAGUGAGGUGGAUGAAUUAAAGAAACACAUCCUGAUGUAUCAUCAAGCAUUGUCUGCAAAACAGAGCGAAGUCAACCAAGAUGGUGGAGAUUCUCAGCCCAAGGAAUCUGCAGAGUUUGAAAAGGUAGCUACGAAACAGCAACACAAAGCAGAUCUCCGCAAAAUCAAACAAGAGUCGGAUGAGGAGAAGAGUCGUUUAAAAGAGCAGCUGGUAAAAGGUCUGGAAGACCUUGUAAAGAAGCACACUCUUGAAAUUAAAUCAGUCCGAGCCUCUAUGGACACUGAGAGGAAAAAAUUGCAGAAGGAGGUACAGAUACAGUUAGAAGAAUUAAAAAAGAAAUAUGAGAAUGAGACAAGACAGCUUCAGAAGGAGAAAGAAACCAUAAAUGGAAAGCUUCAGGAGUGCUCCCUGGAGGCUUUAAGGUUAGAAACUUUCAUCAGACAAAACCGCGAUAUCCCGAAAUGUGCAGAAUUCCUUAAAUCUCAUGCCAGAAAAUCCCGCGAGAGGCAACAGGAGUUGCAGGAUGCAUUUGCACAACAAAAAGAUGUGUCUAAGCAUCAGAAAGAGAGAGCAAAAGGCAAAGAACACUCUUCAGCUCCAACCAGUAACAGAAAUGAAGAGAAACCAAGGUUGGACUCUGGAGGGGCGCCAAAAAGAGAAGACAGGCAGACACUUACAAGCUUCCAGAAAGAGAAAAGCAAGGAAAUGCAAGCUUUGCAAGAGGAAUGGUACUACCAAAAGGCAGAAUUGCAAGCUCAAGUCACAGAACUGAAGCAAACUUUAGAACAGCAAACAAAUGCUUUCCGAGAGGCCCUCAGACAACAGGAACUACAGUCCAGUAGAGAUAAAGAAAAGCUUUUGCAAGAUCUUCAGGACACCAUUAAGCAGAGCCAAGAUACGAAAGUGCAGCUGGAGGCGUCUCACCAGAGAGCCAUAAAUCUCCUGGAGAAAAGCAAAAAUCAAGAGUUCAAGGAAGCAGAGGAAUACUGGAAAAGGGAAUGUAAUGACAGGUUUAAGAUGCAGCAACAGUCACACCAACUGGAAGUGCAGGCCUUGGAAAAGAAAACAAGAGAAGAGUUACAGAUUGAAUUCGAAAGGAUACAGAAUCAACAGACUUUAUUGAUAGAGUCUCUGAAGAUGGAGCUGUCAGAGCAACAAAUAUCUUGCAUGACUCACAGUAAGGAAAAGGAGGAACUGCAAGGGGAAUUGAAGAACACGGUAGCUGCAAAAAGGCAACAGGAAGCAAGUUACCAGAAUCAGAUAAAAUCUCUUAAAGAUGAACUGGAGAAAUGUCAGAAUGAAAUCUCUGGGCUGAAGAAGGAAAAUUCCCUUCUGAAGGACACAAUGGAUUUACUGAGUGUGGAUGUGGAGCGACAGAAGCAAACAUCUACACAGCUACAGGACAGGGAGAACCAACAGAGAAGAUUACUGGAGGAGGACCUAAAAGUCAAACAUAAAAAAGACCUGGACAUAUUGAAGGAAGAUCACCACCAAGAGAUGAAAAAUAUGAUGUCUGAGUUUAGUAAUUCACAAGCUCUUCUCCAUGCAAAGAUUGUCUCCUUGGAAAAUGAGCUUAAAGAAUUGGAAGAGAAACCGAGAAAGAGAGAGCCUAGGCUGGAAGACCGACAUCUUAUAGACUGCCUUCAAGAUAAAUUAAAUGAAAAAGAAGAGAUGAUCAAGGAAUUAAUGGAUGGAAGAAAACUUCAGCAGUCGCUUAUAUCCAGUGCAGAGUCUCAUCGCAACCGGUCCUUUUCUUUUAAUACAAAUCCUACCACAUGUUUGAAUCCCAUUGCAAAGCAGAAGAAGAACAUGGAUGACGCUCCCAGCCGAAUUGUAAGUGUUCCAAAUUUAGCCUCCUAUGCAAAAAGCUUUCUGACCGGAGAUUUGAGGCCUAAAAGAAACUCGCCUCAGAUCACAAAAUCUACAAGUUUAGAUCGGAAUCCAGGCUGUGUCCGAGUGUGCUAUCCAUCUGUACAAGCUUUGGAGAUCAAACCUGCCCCAAGGCUGCAAAACACUGAAAUAUCGACCCCCAAAGAUGCUGAGAAACCAGACCCUCGACAUCAGGAAUGGUUUACUAAAUAUUUCUCUUUUUGAGUGAAAAAGAGAGUGAAAACAUUUCUAUAAUUUCUAUCCUUUACACAGCAUUUUACAAACCAGCCUAAGUAAACAAGCCACAAGUUUACUAUUCAAACUCAGACACAUGAAGAAUUCAGCCAGAUUGAGAAACUAAUGUGUUAGCAGUGCUAUGUACUAACAAAUACAUAUUCUUGAUACUCUGUAGCUACUUGUAAAAUGGAUUGCAAGUUUUAAUAUAUGCUAAUAUUUUAUUUAAAAUUAACUUAUUGCUUUUUUAUUUAUUUUAUUAUUUUGUAUCAUUUCCUAGGACUGGAAUUCAUAGAGAAAUAUGCACUCCUUUAACAGCCUGGGCCUGUGCCACUUGGGAUUUUAUUAAUUUUAUUAAUUAAUUAAUUUGCUGUGGUGUUUAACCCACCUUGUGCCGGCUGAGCUGCUGACUUGAAGGUCAGCAGUUCAAGACCGCGAGACAGGAUGAGCUCUUGUCUGAUAGCCCUAGCUUCCCAUGCAGGGACAUGAGAGAAGCCUCCCCACAGGAUGGUAACACAUCAGGGCAUUCCCUGGGCAACGUCUUUGUAGACAGCUGAUUCUCUCACACCAGAAGCCACUUGCAGUAUGUUUUCAAUUCGCUUCUGACACGAUAAAAAUUAAUUUUAUUAAUUUCAACCCAUUGAGAUUCCACAGGCAGAAUUAAAAUCAUAACAGCAAUAAAACUGAAACCAGUAAAACAUGGUUAUAUCAAACAGUAUAUAGAAAAAGCAACAUAGGACAAAAAUAAGGCAAUUUGAAAUACCUAAGACAAUACCAGGGAUUUCACCAAGUGCUGAAAAGAUAUCAGACUUAUGUAAACAUCUGUGGAAAUGUGAGAAUUUAAAAACCAAUUCUGACUUAGCAUCCACCACAUCUGGUAGCAGUAGAAAUUGGAAGUCUCCAGGGAAACUCCUAAUGUAAAGGGCACUUGUGGUCCUUGACAUUCUCUAGCCUUAACCCAGCUGUUACUGUUAGCUGUAGUAAAAACUUUGGUGACUAUAGCUAGUAGCUACACAGCUCUUCGGACAGCUAUAACUUUCCCCAUAUUUUUUCCAUUUAGGGUCACUUUUUAAGAAUUGAUUUGUUGCUAUUGCCAUACAACAUCCCUUUUAUAUAUAAAUAGUGGAUCUUUAAAAUGUAUAUUGUACAGUAUUUGGAAGUGGAAUGAUUGUAGUAAAGUGAUUUAAAAAUCAGUCAUAUGAGUGUGUGUUUUACUUUGUUCCAGUACAUUUUAAACAACACUGAAAGUUAAAUUUCUAUUUAUUUGUAUUUAUAUCAGAUGCACGACUGAGUAUUUAUAUUGUUGCAAUGACUGCAUAGCAAUUUCAAGUCUCUGGUUUCCUAAACUCUAUAUUUAGUAGAGUGAGCAGGGUUAACACAUGUGAAAAACCCCAUUUGUGUGGAUUUCCUCUUUUUGGCAACUCAGAAAAAGUGCUAUCUCUUUAAGAAUGUUGUGGGCAAGAAAUUACAGGUGCAAUGGGGGUGAAAAGCUGAGUAGCCCUCAGCAACAGAAAAGCCCUGGCACUUUUGGAACACAGGCAGCCCAUCACAACAGUUAAUAGAGUUGCCAGAGAGGACACUGGAAAGUGCUUUUGUAGAACAGGAAAUUUCCACCAGUAUUAUGUAUAGCAACUCCAUUUAGUUUUCAACCUGGUAACCAUAGUUGUUACUAGUAACUUUAUCUGAGAAAAUUGAUUUAGUCUAUGAACGUUUAUGCUACUAACUGCCUUUUCUCAAUCUCUAAAGAUCUCUCUAAAGAUACUGAUAUUCCAGAAUAUUUCUUCAAAUUCUAGUAGUUGCGCAUCAAUGUAAAAUUAGAAGUAGGUUCUUGGUAACCAGGUACAUCUUUCAAACUGCGAUUGCACUAAACUACUAAAUCUAUUUAAAUAUUUAGUAUCACACCAAUAAUGGUUAUGUACUGGCAUGUGUCACCAACAUGCAUUAUAGCAAAAAGAAGUGUUCUUUUUCCCAAAGAUCUGUACACUUUCCCUUGAAUUCAUAGACCUCCCUCGUGGAACUUUGGCUGCCCAUUCCCUGUGGUACACCUCUGUGUUGCAAUGACAUUUGGGAAUAUCUUUUUAUUGGGUUAAGCAGCAAUGCUUUUAUUAUAACAUCCAUUUAAUACAUAAAAGUGAAGUAUUUUGCUAUUUCAAAGAAACAAUGUAAGAAGAAAUCCAUCCAGUGUCAGCUACUGAUCAUAUUUAAAACUGGGAAAUCCUUUUGGAACAAGUAUUCAUGGAAAAUAUAUGUACAAAAACAAUGUAUUUGCAAGGGAAGUCAUAUGAAAUAAUUCCAAGUGUUGGCAAUCAUGUGGUGCUUUUUAAAAUAAAACUAUGUGAACACUG